UCUUUAAGCUCCCAGUCUCUUGGACAACCAGUAGCACAGCCAUCAAUGUCUCAGCCUGCAACUUUACAGCUCCAGUCUGGCAUGUCCCAGCCUGUGUUUCAGUUUUCAGCUCAGCUAGGAGCUAUGCAGCAUCUGAAGGACCAGCUAGAGCAAAGAACGCGCAUGAUAGAAGCCAAUAUCCAUCGGCAGCAGGAAGAGCUGCGUAAGAUUCAGGAGCAGCUUCAGAUUGUCCACGGUCAGGGACUCCAGAUGUUCUUGCAGCAGUCAGCUUCUGGACUUAACUUUGGUUCUCUUCAGCUUGCUUCUGGAAGUUCUUCAAAUGUUCAGCAGCUUACACCAAUAAACAUGCAAGGUCAAGUUGUUCAGACUAAUCAGACUCAGACUCAGAGUGGGAUGAACACUGGCCAUAUAAGUACUCCACACAUGAUACAGCAACAGCCUCUGCAGAGUACUGCAACACAGCAUAAUCAACAGAAUGUACUUGGUGGACACAGUCAACAGUCUUCUCUUGCCAGUCAGUCACAGAACACAGUCUCGGCACCUUUAUAUAACACUAUGGUGAUUUCUCAGCCAACAACAGGAAAUGUGGUCCAGGUUCCUUCUAGCUUACCACAGAACAACCACCAGAAUACUGCUGCAGUAACCACUUUUACACAAGAUAGACAAAUCAGAUUUUCUCAAGGUCAGCAACUGGUAACAAAACUUGUGACGGCCCCAGUGGCGUGUGGAGCAGUAAUGGUACCAAGCACGAUGUUCAUGGGACAGGUGGUGACAGCGUAUCCCACUUUUGCUGCCCAACAGCAGCAGCCACAGACUUUGUCAAUAACACAGCAGCAGCAGCAGCAGCAAAGUCAGCAAGACCAUCAGCAGCAGCUCACCACAGUUCAGCAACCAGCUCAGCCGCAGCUGACCCAGCACCCACAACAGUUCCUACAGACAUCCAGGUUACUUCAUGGAAAUCAGUCAGCUCAGCUUAUCCUCUCUGCUGCUUUCCCACUACAACAAAGCACUUUUACUCAGUCCCACCACCAGCAGCAUCAGUCUCAGCAGCAGCAGCAACUUUCACGGCACAGGACUGACAAGAUGACUGAUCCUUCUAAAGUUCAGCCACAAUAGUGUGGGGCUCUGCCUCUCUUUGAAGCAAACUACCAAGAGGGGGCUGCUCCACACACAGUUGCACUGAGGCUACAGAGGUAGCUGCUUGAAGGCUUUCUAACACCACAGUGUUGAGACCUACUUCUGACUUCUGGAAUCUGCUAAGAAAAGCCACAAGGUGAUGAUGGGGACAUGGCCAACUUUGAUAGUUGCCCCAUUUUCUGUGUUCUAAAGGAUUUGCUACGAUGUGUUAAUUUGUCCAGGUGAAAUCUCAAAUUGUGACUGAAAUGAGAGGGAUGUUGAAAAUAUUGGUAUUUUUAUCAAUCCCCUGUACAUUUUCAAAGUAUUAAAAUGGACAUGGAGCAAUUGUUUGAAUUAGCAGAAAAAAAAUGCCAGGAAUAUAGUCCAAAAACCAUCUAAUUUUUUUCAGAUGAUUAUGGGACAGUAAAUAUUUUGAAAAUGUUGUGUGAAAUCCAGUUCUCUGUUGUACAGAUGCUGUAAAAUAUUGUGUAUAUGUCUGCAUAAAAGGAGAAAGAGCAAAAUAUUUUAUAUGAUGCAUGAAAAUGUAAUCUGUUAUUUGUAGGUUUGAAUAUGUUUCCCUAAAUUCUCAUGCCAUACUCAGACUAAUGUUUUCCUCUGUUCUACCCUUUUGUUUACAACAUGAUGCAUCAUUAUUUUCACCCUUAAUGUGGGCACAAGUCUGUUGUUUGUGCUUUGUCUGUGACGUCAGGGUUUGUUUGGUGAGGUAUAGUGUUGGUUAGUUGACUUCUCAAGGUUAAAUUAUUGAUGAAGCUGUUUGAACUGGUGAUCAUGCAUCAGGGUUCAGGACAUUCAGAUUCAUAAAUAUCAUCCAUCAUUUCAUAAUUAAUUCAUUGUUUUAUUUGAAAAAUAGGAAUUUGCACUGCUUUCUUGCGGAUGGUUUGGAAUUUUAUUCCCCAAAGCUAUCUUUUGAUAUAGUUCAUAGUUGGAAAUAUUUAUGUAAAAGGUUUAAAA
Messenger RNA from Merops nubicus (carmine bee-eater), 2088 nucleotides. RefSeq names its product clock circadian regulator (gene CLOCK). The record is from RefSeq and is a predicted model, not a curated record. The transcript has 6 exons. Gene Ontology annotation, molecular function: DNA-binding transcription factor activity, RNA polymerase II-specific; E-box binding. Gene Ontology annotation, cellular component: CLOCK-BMAL transcription complex. NCBI's taxonomy places the organism in Eukaryota, Metazoa, Chordata, Aves, Coraciiformes, Meropidae. The annotation marks the transcript as partial. Gene Ontology annotation, biological process: regulation of transcription by RNA polymerase II; circadian regulation of gene expression.